Messenger RNA from Procambarus clarkii (red swamp crayfish), 2516 nucleotides. RefSeq lists its product as uncharacterized. Lineage: Eukaryota; Metazoa; Arthropoda; Malacostraca; Decapoda; Cambaridae. Gene Ontology annotation, biological process: regulation of cell cycle. Gene Ontology annotation, cellular component: nucleus. The record is from RefSeq and is a predicted model, not a curated record. Gene Ontology annotation, molecular function: cyclin-dependent protein serine/threonine kinase inhibitor activity.
AGGAGUCGGUUAGUUAGGACGGAGCGGCUGGAGGAGGCGAGGCGGGUGUCGAAGGCGGGUUCCUGCGACCGUUGGCUGCCUCGAGUACCCGCGCGCGCCUUUUGAAGGUUUGAAGUUAAAUGUCCGCGGAGGGUGUUAUCACCGAGCGUGUGUGACCGGCCGUAGUACACCCUCGCUCCUGACGCGGUGUGCACGCUCACCUGCUCCUCUCCUCACGCAGUGUGUGUGACGCCCUUCCUCGCAUUUAUUUCCUGACGUGGCUGUGGCCGUUCCUCGUGUGCUGACUGUAGCCGUUCCUCGUGUGCUGACUGUAGCCGUUCCUCGUGUGCUGACUGUAGCCGUUCCUCGUGUGCUGACUGUAGCCGUUCCUCGUGUGCUGACUGUGGCCGUUCAUCGUGUUCUGCCUGGCCGUUCUUCGUGUUCUGACUGUGGCCGUUCUUCGUGUUCACGUAACGUGUUGAGGUCCGCCGUGUUCUGUGUAGCGUUCGUCGUGUUCUCUCCUGACGCGGUAAAGAUCUUUUUUGGUGUUGAGGAUGAUAACGUACUCGCUGGACGACCCGUGCUCCCCGACCAAGGCGGCGGACAUCAGGAUGUUCUUCAAGAAGCCCUCCGCCAGGAGGGCCUUGUCCGAACUCGGCGUCAACGACUCCAAAGCCAACCUGAGGAUGGCCGAGACGUUGUUCACCAUCACCGCUGAACAGUUCAUGAAGAAAUGGAACUUCGACCCCAUACGAUGCCGGCCGCUGCCCUCCGGACGCUAUCAAUGGACACCGGCCAAAACGGCGACCAAGAAACAGCGUGUAACUGCUGCUGCUGCUGCUGCUGCUGCCCUUCGGGAGACGCCCCACGACCCACCUUCGACCUUCGACCAUCGCUCGACCUCGGCCCCUGAAGAUGCCGCCGACGGUAGUAGAUUUCUCGGUCAGACGAACGACGAGUGUCGAUUUUUGGGGGAAAAUUUCGACUGCGACGCUUACGCUACAGCGCUGCCCACUGUUCACCAGCUGCCCACCACCUACGAGCUGCCCACCACCUACGAGCUGCCCACCGCCCACCAGCUGCCUCUCACCGCCCACCAGCUGCCUCUCACCCCACAAAAGAGCCACAAGAGGAGAGAGUCACACACGCCCAAAACUCUACAGUGUAAAAUCACUGACUAUGGACGGCAACGGAAACGGCUCCACUCCUGCUCUAAGUCUGAAGAGGUUGAGAGCGACCCCAUCACGCCCAGGAAGAAGCUGGCUCUCUCGCCCUCCACACCUUCCAAGUAGUGCCUUUUUCUCCUCCCUCCAAGACCUGGUCUGUAAGGGAACCUUCAGAGGCCUUUGGAAGGCUGUUUUCGGAGGGGUCUUUUUCGGAGUUAUCUAAGAAUUUGUAAGGAACUCCGAGGCCAUUAAGGACUCAAAGUGAACUGGUAAAAGCACCUUUACCAGUAAGGAAGAUGCACAUGGAUUCUUCGAGGACUUUUCGAAGUCCUUACCAAAGGAUUUUUUGUUUAUGGAAGGCUUGUCUCCUCCAAUGUUAUCAGCAGAUGUUUUUCUGUCUAGCUGGACGUUACAGUAUCCUCAGAUAACUUACAAAUGUUUGGGAGAAAAAUAAAACCAGAGUUGUCACUAAAUUUUUCCAAAAUAUUGUUUUCAAAUUUUAGAAACAAAUGUAUUUUUGUGUGUUAGGUAUUAAUAAAUUAUGAUAAAUAUUAGAUUAUAUUAAUAUAUUAAUAAAUUUGUUUAAUAUAUUAAUAGGUUUUGUGACAUCUUUGGUGUUUAACCAAUACAAUAUUAUAUUUAAUAUGAUAUACACAGUACUGUAUAGGAAGACUAUAGCAGUGCAAAUAUAGCAACAUGUCACAAUUAUCGUGCCUUAUAGAAUGUCAGGUUAAUAAGAAACCUUUCCUUUAACUUAUUAGUAUAUUUUGGGGGGGAUUUUGCACACACAAGCUGUACAAAAUCCAUGUUGUAUUCACUAUUUGACUCCAUUUUUUGACAAGCUAGCAAUCCGAGUCGUAAACGGUUCAGGAGAUAUUUAUAGAUAUUUUAAUUACUGUAUGUGUAUAUAUAUACAUACAAACAUACAUGCUGUAUAUGUUUGUGUUGGCUCCAGUGUUUAGGUUAGGUCAUUUGGGACAAGUCGCUGCUUGGGUGACCUCCCAACUGCUUGACUCUCUCUAGACUUGACAAGAUUUCCAGAGGCUAGUCAGUCUAGGGAAAGUCUUCAUUUUUUUUUAAUUGCUUCAAGUGUACAAGUUUUGGACGAGUAUAUACAAACUGUAAGGAAGAUUUGUUUGCAGACGAUAUGUCACAAAAUCGUGGCACAAAAUUAGACACCGGAACACACAUUUGAACACGGUAGAAAGUGAACACGUUUCGAUCUGUCCUGGAUCAUUAAAUUUUACCCCGAGGGGCGAGUUUAUUGGGCAGUGCUGCUCAUCCUGUGAGUGAACACACCGCCAUAGUGACAGUAUUGGGCAGCGCUGCUCAUCCUGUGAGUGGACACACCGCCAUAGUGACAGUAUUGGG